AUGCAUUAUCAUGCCACUCCUGUUGCAAAUAAACAUCUUGCUGAAAUAUUUUUUCUUAAAAAUCAAGCAAUUCAUGAGAAGAAUAUAAAAAAUGCACAUAGUACAUUAGAUCGAUCCGAACCAAUACGUCAAUCUCAUUGUUCACAACGUAUUCGACAAAAACAAAUACGAGAAUAUGAAUUAGCAAGAAUUGAACGUGAAAAUCAACGUCUUCUUGCAAAAAUUGCAAAAAAUGGAUCAUUUAUUGAUAGUCAUAAUCAUUAUAAUAAGCAUACUUUAAAAACAAAAGAUCGAAACUAUGAACAAAUUGAACAUAAGAAUGAUUUUCAAUACCUUCAAAAACGUAUAAAUCAAGUACGAGCAACAUAUCCAGCACGUGAAUAUCAACUCGAUUAUGCUAAACACCAAAUUAUUAAAAAACGAUUGAGCAGAUUUUCAUGA
This is a messenger RNA of Adineta steineri, 441 nucleotides long. The record is from the annotation of a GenBank genome assembly. NCBI's taxonomy places the organism in Eukaryota, Metazoa, Rotifera, Eurotatoria, Adinetida, Adinetidae.